UGUCUCCGCUGUAUCACUCUAGCCCAGAGGUACCACACUGGCGAGAGAUGUUCAACUAUACAAAAGUUUCAUAAACAUGGUAAAUUUUCUUAAUGAUUCCCUCGUCAAUUUAACAGAUAUUGGAAAUAAGACUUAUCAAGUGGAUAUCACAAAAGCUGUUGUUGUGGGCGCCAUUUUAAGCUUUGUUAUCUGUGUUAUUAUCGGGGGCAAUGUAUUAGUCCUCAUAGCGGUUUACGCUAAUUCUCACUUACGGAGUACAACAAAUUACUUUAUUGUAAACCUAGCCUGUGCAGAUUUAUUGCUGGGUAUUACAGUUUUGCCAUUUUCAGCCACUCAUGAAAUAAUUGGUUAUUGGCCAUUCGGCCACGUUUUCUGUGAAAUAUGGGCAGCCAUCGAUGUGCUUUGGUGUACCGGCUCUAUAAUUACAUUGACUGCUAUAAGUGUUGACAGGUAUAUUGGAGUGACUAGACCUUUGCAACAUUCGACAAUAAUGUCAGAGAAAAAGGCAUGUUACGUCAUCAUUUUUGCAUGGAUAGUUUCUGCCGCCAUUUCUGUGGUACCAUUUAUCGGCUGGAAGGAACCACAAUCCCCAGACCCCACACAGUGUACUGUGAAUUCGGAAUUGGGUUAUGUUCUUGUAUCAGUGUCGAUUUCAUUUUACAUCCCCAUGUCUGUUAUUAUAUUUGUCUACAUUAGAAUUUACAAGGAAGCGGUCAAACAUUCGGCCUGUUUACAAACAGGAAUUAAGCUCUCUAAACUGGAAUCAGAGGGAGUGACUCUACGUGUACAUACGGGGAGAGCUAACAGCCAAAAUGGUAUCCCAUGUACGUACCAGAGUAGCAGCUCCUCGGAACAUUCGGACACCUCUUCGCGUAGAGUGGUUGCGAAAUUUACCAUUGCUGGAAAACUUGCUAAGUUCAAAAGAGAGAAAAAGGCAGCACAGACGCUUGGCAUAGUGGUUGGCGUCUUUCUACUGUGCUGGUUUCCGUUCUUCUUCUGUUUACCCCUCAGUGCCUUAUGUGGAGAUUACUGUCACAUCCCAGAUUUGUUCUUCAAGAUUAUAUUUUGGCUUGGUUAUUGUAAUUCUAUGAUAAACCCUAUUAUCUACGCUUGUUCAAGUCGCGAGUUCCAAAGGGCCUUUCGGCGAAUCCUAAGAUGUCGAGUUCAUAGAAACCCAAGAUUGUUUUACAAAUCUAAAUGUAGAAGUACAUCGAUUUCUGACCUGAACUCUUCCAACCAGCUGUCUGUGAAAAAAUCACCCAAUAUUCUAUAUAGGUCAGAGUUUGGACGACGUUCCUCGAGGCCAAUAUUUAAUCAGAACACAAUGGGUAAUAACGGACGUCGCAAUGGUUCUCAUUGUUACUCAAAAGAUUUGUACUCGGCAGAACCUGAAAAUGGCAAAUUAUCACCCAGCAUGAAACAUCUGAAAAUAUGUGAAAGCUGUGAUAGCGAAAACCUUUCUUUAAGUGACGAUCAAAUGGAGGCUUUGAAAGAAGAAUGCCUGCAGCACUUGCGGUGACAAUUCAUUUACCAACAAAGCACCACAUUCGGUAAAUAAUUAUUCGUGAGAUGAACAAGACAGCUAGCGGUCAUAGGCCAAACUCUGAAUUCGUUGGCUUGUUCUGUCACUUCAGCUGAUUAAACGGUUAUGAAUCGUU
Molecule: messenger RNA, 1658 nt
Organism: Pecten maximus
Lineage: Eukaryota; Metazoa; Mollusca; Bivalvia; Pectinida; Pectinidae
Product: alpha-1A adrenergic receptor-like
Exons: 2
Coding region: 77-1519 (480 amino acids)
Biological process (GO): positive regulation of cytosolic calcium ion concentration; cell-cell signaling; adenylate cyclase-activating adrenergic receptor signaling pathway
Cellular component (GO): membrane
Molecular function (GO): alpha1-adrenergic receptor activity
Source: RefSeq, a predicted model, not a curated record